Messenger RNA from Misgurnus anguillicaudatus (oriental weatherfish), 2322 nucleotides. Lineage: Eukaryota; Metazoa; Chordata; Actinopteri; Cypriniformes; Cobitidae. The record is from RefSeq and is a predicted model, not a curated record.
UCACUUUUUUAAAACAAUAUGAUAUAUUCGUGAUUAUAUUAGGUCAUAAUAAAACUUAAUUUAAAGUUUGUAGCUAGCAUUCAUUGCGUCGUAUUGAAUGUUUAUUUUGAAAUCUAAUUCAUACACCCACCAGAACACUUAACGUUAGGUAUUAUAUGGAUAUGCCCCAUUGCGAUAUACCAUAUGCUUAGCAACUGUUCUUGUGCCAGAAGUGAAAGUGACCCCAGUAAAUGCACUCGACAUGGCAUCCAGCAAGGGUAAGCAGAGUCUAAGGGAAGAUCUGACAUGUGCCAUCUGCUUUGAGCUCUUCAAAGAUCCCGUCCUGCUGGACUGCAUGCAUCAUUUCUGCAGGACAUGCAUCACGUCUUACUGCAGGACUGUCAGGGGUCCCGUGGCCUGCCCUCAGUGCAGAAAAGAGAUUUCCAACAAACGCUUUCAGACCAACUAUUUAGUAGCGGGUUUGGUGGAUAAGGUCAGGGCCAAUUCUAGCUCUGGAUCUGUCAAGUAUCUAGAGAAGCAAUUAAGGGACUGUCUGGAGUCACAGCGCUCCAUAAAAGAUGCUUACAUCCUCAUGAUCCGUGAAGACAAAGAAAGGAUGGAUAAAAUACAAAAAAUAGGAGCUGAGCUUCAGGUCCGAGUGCAGAGUGACUUUCAGGCUCUACAUAACUUCCUGCGGGUGGAGGAGGAGACCAUGAUGGAGGAUUUAAGGAGAGACCAGGAGGAAAUGCUGCAGGGUCUGGAGCGACAUCUGGAGGUCUUACAGGUGGCCAUCAGGGACGUGGAACAGAACAUCAACACGCUACGACAGACUGCCAACAGCGCAGACCAAUCUGUGCUCAUAGAGCUACCAGAAUUGAAUUCCAGACCACCUCUGCAAGAGCUGACUGUCAACAUCAAUGCUUUUAAAAGCAAAUUCAUCGCUCCUCUUCAAUACACUAUGUGGAGAAAGAUGUUUCAACAUUUACAGCCAGGCCCAGCCCCAUUGAUAUUUGAUGAGGACACUGCUCACCCCAGCCUCCAACUUUCAAGGAACAAAACCCAAGUGGUUGAGAGCGACAACAUGCACAUCUACACAUCCAAUGCAAAACGCUUCCUCCAGUGCGUCAACAUUCUCGCCACCGAGGGCUUUCAGUCAGGCAGCCAUUAUUGGGAAGUGGACGUGAGCAACAGUCUGAAAUGGGAUUUAGGCGUCGCCCUGGAAUCUGUGAAUCGUCAGGUCAGAGUCAUACUGUGUCCCGAAAAUGGGUACUGGACCCUCCGGCUCCGGAGUGGAAACCAGUACUCCGCCGGCACCCAGCCCUGGACGCCGCUGACGGUGAUGGCCUCGCCAAGAAGGAUUGGGGUUUUUCUGGAUUGUGAGGAAAGGAAAGUGUCGUUUUACAAUGCAGAUAACAUGGCCCUGCUGUAUUCCUUUUCUGAUGGGCCGAGAGGAAAAGCGUUGCCUUUCUUCAGCCCCUGCGUUAGCGAACGUGGUCAGAAAGCCCAGGCUAUCCGAAUUCUCCACUUUCCAUUGGAGUUUUAAAACUCUUAUCCCAGUCAUGUGGUUUAGUUGAAGGAUUCUGUGUUAUCACCGAUGCUUUAUUAGAGCCAUGCAGAUAUAAUAACAGUAAUCAAUCACUGUAUGAUGAAUUUAUUGUAUGUUGUGUGUACUUAUUGCGUGUUGACAUCAGGCAGGCAAUUCUUUUUGUGCCAGUUUUGUGUAGAUACACAAAGAUAUGAUUUUAAAAGGCAUUUGGGACAGAAACAUUAUUAUCUAGCGUUUAGAUGAAUGCUUUUCAUCCUGGGUUUAACCCUUUUGGCUGUAGUUUCACAAAUGCAGUUUUGCUAACGCAAGUAUUAUAAAAAUGAAAGAGAAACUCUACAUACUGUAUAUUGUAAAUCAAUUACUAUUUUAAUCUGAUUAGUCGAAAUGCACUUUGCACAAUAUUCCUUUCAUUGUUGUCUUACAGAAAGAAAUGAAAGAUAAUUUCAUAAAAUCAAAUGUUAAUAUGUUAAUAAUGUUUGUAGUUAUGUUUCUGGGCUGACUGGUUGUUCAAUCAUUUCCACUUUUAUUACCGAAAAAGGGAGUACCGCUCAUUUCUGCUAUGUCAGUAGUUAAUGUUCAUUUUCUUUGUAGUCAGAAAAUGUGAAGGUGUAUUAGUUCUUCCUGUCCAUCAUCGUGUCAAGGCUCAAUGAGGAGAAAACUCUUCCUUCCUUUCAAAUGGACAAAACAAGGACUCUGUUCUAUAUUUCAGAUAUUAUUAUUAAUUCAUGCACAAUCUAUAAAUCACACGUCGUUCUCUCUGUAACAUCCGCCUGUAAAUACAUUUCUUAUUUCGUUUA